This is a messenger RNA of Myotis brandtii (Brandt's bat), 3248 nucleotides long. It is a transcript of the gene XKRX, whose product is annotated as XK, Kell blood group complex subunit-related, X-linked. The transcript is spliced from 3 exons. NCBI's taxonomy places the organism in Eukaryota, Metazoa, Chordata, Mammalia, Chiroptera, Vespertilionidae. Gene Ontology annotation, cellular component: membrane. The coding region runs from base 1005 to 2354 and encodes 449 amino acids. The record is from RefSeq and is a predicted model, not a curated record.
UAGAAGCAGGCGUCUGCGGCUUGGUGGAAGACAAUAGCUGUGGCUCCCUUUGGGGUCCGGAGUCCUGGCGAGAAGUGCUUCUGAAGAUCGGUCCAAGCCCCUUUUUGUCGUGCCUCUCCACACUGAGCAUCCCGCCCAGGAACUCCAAGCGGGCUUUGUUUGGCCGCAGUUGUUCCUGCCUUUUAGCCAGCCCCGGUCAUCAGUGCCUUAGUUCCUGAAGCCACCGUCCUCUCACAGCUGAACUAGGACCCCGGCAGCAUCCGGCAGCAGAUGGUACUCAAGUUUGGCGACAUCUGCCCGGCCAUGUUGGCGCCCCGCACGUCGUGCUUCACGCAAGCAAACUUUUUUCGUGGAAAAGAAGCCCCUCCAGCUUUCUCUUAAUCCUGUAGCGCGCGCGCUCAGCUUCUCUUCCCGAAGACUGCGCUCAGUGACAGGGUUGUGGCCUCCCUCCAGCCUUGGGGGCGGAGCUUGCGGGAUCCGAGGAGCCAUCCUGAGAACCUUCGACUAAGCGUGGGUCCUGAGAGAGAACCGGACGAGAAGGCAAGCUAAGAGCCACUCAGGCUGCGCCCCCUCUACUACCCUGGCUCAGUACUUGGCUGAUUUGAGAGGGCACGCUGGUCAGGACUCCUCGAGAGGAGCUGCUGAGUGUUAGAGCGGCUGUCCUCAUGGCCCUUCAACUGCCUGGAACUGGAUUCUGGACCGGGCACAAAAAUGCUUGCUUUUGCCUUGUCCAAGUUUCAGAGCACGUAUGUUGACAAUUGGAAUCCUGAGCCAAUCAAGAAUCAAGUUCAAAGUGGUACUCCUGGGCUCUCCAUCCCAGACUUCAACAAGUCUAAUUUGAGACUAGAAGAGAGGGGUCUCCUGCUCUAUUAGAUCUCCAUUCUGGAAUUGGACCUGACAGCUCUUCUCACCAAUACGUGGACUGCAGUGGCUUCAGGGUUCUCUUAGGGGGGUUGGGAAGGGUUCUCUCUGAAGACCAGACCCAAACGCUCAGAACCUUGACAAUGGACCGAGUUUAUGAAAUGCCCGAGGAGCCAAAUGUGGAUCCGAUUUCAUCUCUGGAGGAAGAUGUCAUCCGUGGGGCCAACCCUCGAUUUACCUUUCCAUUUGGCAUCCUUUUCUCUACCUUCCUGUACUGUGGGGAGGCUGCAUCUGCCUUGUACAUGGUUAGAAUCUAUCGAAAGAAUAGUGAAACCUACUGGAUGGCAUACACCUUUUCCUUCUUUAUGUUUUCAUCCAUUAUGGUCCAGUUGACACUCAUUUUUGUCCACAGAGAUCUGGCUAAAGACAAGCCACUCUCAUUGUUUAUGCAUCUAAUACUUUUGGGACCUGUUAUCAGAUGUUUGGAGGCCAUGAUUAAAUACCUCACACUGUUGAAGAAAGAGGGGCAGGAGGAGCCCUAUGUCAGCCUCACCCGAAAGAAGAUGCUAAUAAAUGGCGAGGAGGUGCUGAUAGAAUGGGAGGUGGGCCACUCCAUCCGGACCCUGGCUAUGCACCGCAAUGCCUACAAGCGUAUGUCACAGAUCCAAGCCUUCCUGGGUUCAGUGCCCCAGCUGACCUAUCAGCUCUAUGUGACCCUGAUCUCUGCAGAGGUCCCCCUGGGUAGAGUUGUGCUAAUGGUCUUUUCCCUGAUAUCUGUCACCUAUGGGGCUACCCUCUGCAAUAUGUUGGCUAUCCAGAUCAAGUACGAUGAAUACAAGAUUCGCCUCGGGCCACUAGAAGUUCUCUGCAUCACCAUCUGGAGGACAUUGGAAAUUACUUCCCGCCUCCUGAUUUUGGUGCUCUUCUCAGCCACUUUGAAAUUGAAGGCUGUACCCUUCUUAUUGCUCAACUUCCUGAUUAUCCUCUUUGAACCUUGGGUUAAAUUCUGGAGGAGUGGUGCCCAGAUGCCCAAUAACAUUGAAAAAAAUUUCAGCCAGGUUGGCACCCUUGUGGUGCUGAUUUCCAUUACCGUACUCUAUGCUGGCAUCAACUUCUCUUGCUGGUCAGCGUUGCAGUUGAAGUUGGCAGACAGGGACCUUGUUGAAAAAGGUCAGAACUGGGGACAUAUGGGCCUGCACUAUAGUGUGAGAUUGGUAGAGAAUGUGAUCAUGGUCCUGGUUUUUAAGUUCUUUGGAGUGAAAGUGCUAUUGAAUUACUGCCAUUCCUUGAUUGCCCUGCAGCUCAUUAUUGCUUACCUGAUUUCCAUUGGUUUCAUGCUCCUUUUCUUUCAGUACUUGCAUCCAUUGCGCUCACUCUUCACCCACAACAUAGUGGACUACCUCCACUGUGUCUGUUGCCACCGGCACCCUCGGGGCAGGGUUGAGAACUUGGAGCCAUCCUUUGAUGCUGAAGCAAGGCAAAGUGUUGUCUAAUUCUAUCUCCUGGGUAUUUGAGGAUGGGUUUGGGGUGGCCAAGAACAAUUGUGAAAUUUAAGGAGGGGAUGAGGCUCAUAGCUGAAUACCCACCAGAAUGUUUUCCUGAGUUUUCUGGUAAGCUUUUCAGAAGAAAGAGCAGCCCUCAAAUAGGUUUUAUUUCCUUAAGAUGGACUGCUAUGUUUGGACACCAAGAUAGCCACCAUAUAUUCAGAAGGGUCCGAGAUAGCAUUUACACUCCUCCCACUCAGGUCAGCUGUCUCGUCUCCCUAUGGGAUAACUUACCUCCAUGCACCUUAGGCUCUCAGUGACCUAGCUCUGCUCAUUUGCUUGAGGUGCAUUACUGAGCUUUCCCAAGGCUAAGCUGAAAGCCCAGAAUCGGACUAGAAUAUAUCCUGACUGAUCAGAGGAUGUGACCACUUACUAUGUUUACCCUUCAGGAAAAAUUCUGACUAAUGUGGAACAUGUAAGUGUAGCUGGAGUCUUUAAUUCCAAUGAGAAACUCUGGUUAAGAAGAAAAAACCCUACUAUUAAAAGAGUUGCCCCCGAAAUGAGUUAGCUUUCCAUUAGGAUUUUACUAAUGAUCAUUCAUCAAGGACCUCUCUUUUCAGCGGCCUAUUGUAGGCACACUCUGAGGAGGGAGUGGAGAGUAGGAUUCCUUCAGGGCAUAUGCCAGAAUGACUUUUUCUCAGGGACCUGCAUAGGCCUGCAGCUUGUACGUACAGUGGAGUGGUUGAGUAAAAUCUCUCACUUUGUAGCUCAUUAUCAGGGAUUCCCUCCAACCCGGCUUUUCUGUGCUUCUGGCAUUUUACUACUUGAUAUGAACCUCAGAGAAGGUGAACUGUAAUUAAAAAGGUUUCUAAUGUGUGUAAGAAAUGAAGAUUUCAUUGUGUC